This is a messenger RNA of Didymosphaeria variabile, 1449 nucleotides long. RefSeq lists its product as uncharacterized. The record is from RefSeq and is a predicted model, not a curated record. Bases 1 to 1449 code for a protein of 482 amino acids. Lineage: Eukaryota; Fungi; Ascomycota; Dothideomycetes; Pleosporales; Didymosphaeriaceae. The transcript has 2 exons.
AUGUCCAAGCUGGAGUCUGUCCCAUGGCUCUGCCAGAUUACCCAUAGCAUCGCCCAGGAGAACCCCGCGAUCCCAGAGACGAGCAAGCAGUUCGUUGAGCGAUGGGUCGCACACCUGGAUUCUAAUCAGCUCACUCUCUUGCAACGGCAUGUUGAUGCCAAUCCCACUGCCGAAGUCCACCAUCGAAACAUUGAAGCCAACUUCCACGCAGUGGCCCUCGUGGUGCACCGUUUCUAUGCCACCAAAUCGAUGAUAGCUCGGCAGACAGGACCCGCUAACGAUGGCGAAUCUCAGUUGUCCCUAUCGCCCGUUGCUGUGAAGAGUACAACCAUGUUUCUGGAAAAAGGUCGCGACCAGGACUCACAUGGACUCUGUGAAUGCGGACUUGUUCUCUCCAAAGUGAGGAUCCAGCCUGUCGCAUUCUUUCGCGACGUCGACGUCGAUGAAAAGCCUGUGCAAAGGGUUGUCGCCAGCCUAAACUGUUUGUCUCCGGAAGACUCUCCAUUGAAAAUGAUCUGCAAGUAUCUCACGACUCUUGUCUCUGAGGACACCGAGGUAACGGGAUUUCUGCUCGAGCAUUACCGCUCGACGAUUGGUACGAUGGGCAGCACUAUCGCAGGUAUGAGAGUACCAAUCAGGCUCAAGAACACGCGAGCGAGCGACUUCAUGCAUGAAAUGGCAUGCCAACUUCCAUGGCACUCGUGCGACGUCACCAGCAUGUGCAUCUUCACGCUCGCGGCACCUGUGCAUGACCUGAGAGCCAUUGUCAUGGAAUCCACUCUAGGCAAUGAGAACCCUCUGCUAGCUGGAGGUCUUUAUAACCCCGGCUUUCAGGUGGAACUUAUUCCCUCAGCAUCCCUCCUAGAAUCCUAUAAAUAUGCAAAGCGUGCUGCACUCGAGUCCCAGAAGACAACCCUCCUCCGGGUGAAACUUAUCGACGUCAUCCAGUCAUACUGCGAACAGAACGAAUCUUUUGUUAGGGCGCUCAAUCUGAUGAGCAUAGAACUGCAAGACCUUGUGCCGUUUAGUCACUCGUUCCUCCUGGGCGUGGGACCCGAAGGCGUGGUGAUGUUUCAAUCGUAUAUGGCUUUUGGCCCACGUCUCCAUGAAUACAUCGUUGGCGGUGGGCUAAGGGUUCGAAAUUGGCAAGAGGGUGACGACUUUGUCAGCACAUUCGAUGCGUUUGCAAAGAAUGACGAGGAGACUUUUACUCGCCGUAAGAACCAACUCUUCAAGAAGAUGUUCGGCCUAGACUUGCUUGACCUCACCGCGAACUCCAAAGUGCAUGCAAGCCGCAUGAUGCCUUAUUUCAGGGCGUGGGUAGACGUGCAGAUCUUGGAAGAUGUGAAGACGAGCGAUGUGCUCAAGUUCGACUGGAGAACCGAUGAAACUACGCACGAGAACUCACGACCCAAGACUGAUGGCGUGACCCUCAAUUACCAUAUGUGA